Messenger RNA from Salvia splendens (bonfire salvia), 1642 nucleotides. RefSeq lists its product as uncharacterized. NCBI's taxonomy places the organism in Eukaryota, Viridiplantae, Streptophyta, Magnoliopsida, Lamiales, Lamiaceae. Bases 329 to 1363 code for a protein of 344 amino acids. The transcript has 6 exons. The record is from RefSeq and is a predicted model, not a curated record.
UUCCCACAAAGGGAAAUACGCUUGAGAGAGAAAAGAGAAAUAGUCUAGAGAGAGAGAGACUGUGUGUCUGGGGAGGCGCAAAUCUGAUUGAAAACAAUUCCUUAAUCUAGGAGAUUAACAUAGAAAGAAGGGCGAGACAACGGUCUCUCAUUAUUUUGAUGUUCUCCGCAGAAAAAGAUCAUGUUUUUUGUGUUUAUUCCGUCUGUAAAUAGAUAUCUAUACACGUAUUGUUGCAUGCAAAAAAAUUUCAGUUGAGAAACGAUGGAUAUAGUGAAGAGGAGAAGAGUAAAGGAGACGUGAAUCGAGCUUUACCUUUUGGGAAUUAGCAAUGGCGGACGAUCUCUGUUUCCGGUCCAAGGAUAGCUUGACUGUGAAACAUCCUAAGAAAAAUCCUCUGGCAUUGAGGAUGCUGGUUUUGAUGUUCGUGCUGGUGUGUGGAGUUUACAUAUGUGCAGUCUGUCUUAAGCAAAUUGGCGGGCACGCGACUGUGGGGUUGUUGAGCUUUUCGGUGGCUGAGAGGCCUUGUGAUGUAACGGAUAUCGAUCCCUCUGAGAAGCCCUAUGUACAUUUCCCCAAACCAGAGACUUUUAGCAGGGAAGAAUGUGCUUGCAAUCCAGUACGUUACUUUGCAAUAUUGUCCACGCAGAGGUCUGGGAGUGGAUGGUUUGAGACGCUGCUGAACAGUCAUAUGAACAUUAGCUCCAAUGGGGAGAUUUUCUCAGUUAAAGUUCGAAGAAGUAACAUGUCCACAAUCGUGGAAACAUUGGAUAAGAUUUAUAAUCUAGAUUGGUUUACAAGUGCAUCAAAAAAUGAGUGUACAGCUGCAGUUGGAUUGAAAUGGAUGCUUAACCAGGGACUAAUGCAACAUCAUGAAGAAAUAGUGGAAUACUUCAACUCUAAAGGAGUUUCAGCAAUUUUUCUUUUUAGACAGAAUCUGCUGCGUCGUAUGAUUUCCAUCCUAGCAAAUUCUUUCGACCAGAACGCCAAGCUACUGAAUGGCACUCACAAGUCUCAUGUUCACUCAACCCAUGAGGCCGAGAUACUUGCCAGUUACAAGCCAGUUGUUAACACAAGUUUGCUUAUACCGAACCUGAGGCAAGUGGAAGAUCUCGUUAAUAAAUCAAUGGAGUAUUUUAAAAGCACCCGCCAUAUCAUCCUCUACUACGAGGAUAUAAUAAACAAUCAAACAAAAUUAGUCGACGUUCAGAACUUUCUGAGGGUUCCUCUCCAGGAGCUGAGUAGCCGACAGGUGAAGAUACACAAAGGAUCGUUGUCUUCGCAGGUCGAAAACUGGGGAGAGAUCGAGAAGACACUCAAGGGUACGCAUUAUCAAAGUUAUUUACAUGAAGAUUACAAGUUGUAGGAAUAUGCACCAUGUGCUUCUGCUGUAUAUAUAGAUUAUUUUGAUUUAUUCAUUGAUUCUUACCAAAGCAUAAGCUAACAGGUAUUUGCCCCUGUUGGAAUUUUGAUAGCAUAGUUUUACAGGACACCUUAUCAAUAUUUGUGUUUGUUUUAUUUUUUAGUUGUUUUUUUGGUAAGCAAGGUAGACUAAUAUUUUCUGUAUUUUUAGCUCUUUGGAUUGAGAUUUUGUAUUUUUAACCACAUUUUAUAAUUUUUUAGCUAUAUAGAGUAUUAUGUAAAA